AUGGAAAACAACUCUGAGAAAUCAGCAGUGAAUGCAGGUCAAUCUGAUGUGUAUUCAAUGUUGGCGCUGCCUCACCUUGAGAAAAAGCAAGAAAAGCUAGAGAUGUUUUGGAUAGACAAGCAGAGGGAAAUGGAGAAUGUUAUUGAUUUCAAGAGCAACCUGCUACCUUCAAUUAACCGCAUCAAGAAGAUCAUGAAGACAGACAAGGAUGUCAGAAUGAUUGCUACUGAAUCACCUGUUUUGUUGGCUAAAGCAUGUGAGUUGUUCAUUCAAGAACUAACUCUUCGUUCCUGGUUUAAAACUGAGAAAAAUCAUCGUCGUAUUUUGAAGAAGGAUGACGUCACUGAUGUGAUUAUGGAGACUGACAUUUUGGAUUUCCUUCUUGAUGAUGAUGCUGAUGUUAGUGACGGCUCCACACCACAUGUUGUUCCGUAUUAUGUUGCUGAAGGCACAAUGGGCCUACAUACUGAUAAUAUUGAUCAUCAAAUGUAA
Solanum lycopersicum (tomato) is the source of this 492-nucleotide messenger RNA. Its product is annotated as nuclear transcription factor Y subunit C-2-like. Lineage: Eukaryota; Viridiplantae; Streptophyta; Magnoliopsida; Solanales; Solanaceae. Gene Ontology annotation, biological process: regulation of transcription by RNA polymerase II. The record is from RefSeq and is a predicted model, not a curated record. Gene Ontology annotation, cellular component: nucleus. Gene Ontology annotation, molecular function: protein heterodimerization activity; RNA polymerase II cis-regulatory region sequence-specific DNA binding; DNA-binding transcription factor activity, RNA polymerase II-specific.